UGUAAUAAUUUUAUACCGAUGACUCGUUGGGGGAUGCACGUGCACGACGUGGCUAAUAAAAAAAGUAAUAACGGCGAUUACCGCGCAGGCAAUUAGCGGAACAUUGGCUAGCAUAAUAUUGUUUCUGCCUCCUUUUUCCUCGUCGUUUCCACUGAUUGUUUCACACCGACGCACAUUCUCCGUGUUCAUUACGCAGUGUUUCAGGGGAUUAUUUUUUCUCCAUAUACUCUCGCGUCCCAUUCAAUCAUUACUCGGUACUUGUACUUUUAGACAGCCAGAUUUUCUAGUUUCUAUAGUGUACCAAAUCUAUCAGAACCGUUUCUUCGUUAUAUAUAUUUAUAUAUAAUUUAUAUUCGUAAUGGCUGCGUUGGAUGAUUCCCGUGUGGUGAAAUUUAUCCUGCUGUUCAGUGUGCUGAGCAGCCUGAGCGUGUUGUGCCGCGGCCAGUGCCCGCAAGUGGCCUGCAUCCGCUGUAUCAAUCCCGGCGAACCCAAUCCGGCCGCUGCCAACGGCUGUCCGGGGUGUCCGCUGUGCCCGACCGGGGCGGGAGACCCGCGCGCCGGCACCGGCGCCUGCAUGUGCCCGGCGAUGGUGCAGCCGUGCGCCUCCGCCUUGCCUCCUCAGCUUAUUCUUAACAACGCCGUUGGCUUAUCACCCCUCUUGCCGACGUGUUGCCCGCGGCCGGUGUGCGGCUAACUGUACAGUGGAUGCGCUGCAGUGACCCUGAAUGAUUGCUCAACACGACCGUGACGGCGGCAUCGAUCGGGAUAGUUGCUGUAUCUGUAUAUGCGGCUACACGAGGCUGUGACGUAAUAACGCCCGCUCUUCACCGUUUCCAUAUGCGCUACGCCGGCAGGGCCAGGCGGGUCUCCCAGUUCACCAGCCGCUCUUCAUUCGGUGUACGCUUAUAUUCCGUGCACGAUCGGUUUUUAUAUUUAUAUACAAUUUAUCCUCUAAAUUAUCGACAUCACCGCAUCACUGCUGGUUUUCGUUCAUGUUACAUAAAAUGCUGAUGGAUCAUUUCUUUGGCAGUAUUAGCCGCUAGUCAGCUGGAAAAACUUGCUUGUCCGCACUGCUGCACAAAUAAAAAUCGCCUGA
Paramacrobiotus metropolitanus is the source of this 1096-nucleotide messenger RNA. RefSeq lists its product as uncharacterized. The record is from RefSeq and is a predicted model, not a curated record. Lineage: Eukaryota; Metazoa; Tardigrada; Eutardigrada; Parachela; Macrobiotidae. The transcript has 3 exons. The coding region runs from base 359 to 694 and encodes 111 amino acids.